Aspergillus niger is the source of this 576-nucleotide messenger RNA. RefSeq lists its product as hypothetical. The record is from RefSeq and is a predicted model, not a curated record. The transcript has 4 exons. The coding region runs from base 1 to 576 and encodes 191 amino acids. Lineage: Eukaryota; Fungi; Ascomycota; Eurotiomycetes; Eurotiales; Aspergillaceae.
AUGGGAAUGAAUGGUCCUGACACUGCGAGAGUUAGCGCCCCUAAUGCAAUUCGAAAGCCUGUGCGCAGCAAGCCUAAAAGGACAGUAAUAGUCUUACAUUUAUUUCGCUAUGAAAGCUUAGCUAAGGUGUAUCCAACGCGUACCGGAAGGGAAUUACAGUUGGAUGCUCGCAUAUACGCUACUUCAUGGCGCUUAGUUACAGUGGUCUUAAACUCAGCAGGAAACUAUUCGAACUGUCAAAGAAAGCUUGAACAGUGCAGUACCGUAGUGAGCAGAGAUUUACAGUAUGAGCCUCAGAAAAUCACAUCUGCUUCAUGUCUGAGCGGAGCCAAGCCCUCGUCUCUGCGGACACUAUGGAUGCAAAUAGGGAAUACUGGCAACGGCAAUUUCAUUGGCCAGCCUGAGUCCUACUCUAAUCACGUCAUACUGUCCCCAUCCAAUCGUAAAGCAAGUUCCGCAGCAGGAGACUGUGGGCAACGGGAUAAUGAAUGCCACAAGUUCCACAUAAGUUCACGCCAGGUUGUCAGCAAGGCUGGGCUGUUCCAGCGCACGGGCGGUCAAUGUCUACCCGGGUAG